AUGGGGCUGCUGGCCUUGAAUUCUGGGGUCCCACAAGCCCUGCUGACAGCCUGUGCCCCUCACCAGUUCCGCUGGGUAGAGAAGCAUCUGGGGCCCCAGUUCGUGGAGCGCAUCAUCCUGACCAGGGACAAGACAGUGGUCUUAGGGGACCUGCUCAUCGAUGACAAGGACACCAUCCAAGGCCAAGAGGAGACCCCGAGCUGGGAGCACAUCUUGUUCACCUGCUGCCACAAUCAGCACCUGGCCCUGCCCCCCACGAGGAGAAGGCUGCACUCCUGGGGCGACAACUGGAGGGAGAUCAUAGUCAGCAAACGGGGAGCCCUGCAGCUGGACCCAAAAGGCCAGAGAUGAUGCAGGAAUAAGCCAGGGACACUUGGUGGGAGGGGGCAGAGCAGCGUCUGGCAGGCUAAGAGGAGAGAUAGGAGAUAGUGUCGGGAGGGCUCACAGGCCAGGCCAGCGCAGAACCUGGGGGCAGCCCUGGGGAGGGGGCGAACCAGACCAGAGGCUUUUAAUAAAACACUUUGGCCCACUGU
Condylura cristata (star-nosed mole) is the source of this 533-nucleotide messenger RNA. RefSeq names its product 5', 3'-nucleotidase, cytosolic (gene NT5C). Gene Ontology annotation, molecular function: 5'-nucleotidase activity. The transcript is spliced from 3 exons. Gene Ontology annotation, biological process: pyrimidine deoxyribonucleotide catabolic process. NCBI's taxonomy places the organism in Eukaryota, Metazoa, Chordata, Mammalia, Eulipotyphla, Talpidae. Bases 1 to 351 code for a protein of 116 amino acids. The record is from RefSeq and is a predicted model, not a curated record.